Sinocyclocheilus grahami is the source of this 2536-nucleotide messenger RNA. Its product is annotated as homeobox protein Meis1. Gene Ontology annotation, biological process: regulation of DNA-templated transcription. The record is from RefSeq and is a predicted model, not a curated record. Gene Ontology annotation, molecular function: DNA binding. NCBI's taxonomy places the organism in Eukaryota, Metazoa, Chordata, Actinopteri, Cypriniformes, Cyprinidae. The coding region runs from base 635 to 1801 and encodes 388 amino acids. The transcript has 13 exons.
UCUGGUCCAGAUUCAGCUGCUCGAGCCGCGUUCAACACACACUCAUUGUACACAAACGGGGAAAGGCAGCUCGCAGCAUCGAUCGUGGCUCCUUUAAGAAAAAAACUAAGCCAGAAUUAUCAGCCCACCUCCUCUUGAUCUCAUUUAGAAGCUAUUGCAUAAAAAAUCAACUCAGGAGAAGAGAGUGAUCAAAGAAACGAGAGAGAGCUUCAUUUUUUGUGCAUUUGAGUAGUAUUCUCGUUAGGGGUGCUAACCAGUGGAAGCGCGCAGAGGAUCAUCAUUCAUUCAGCACUUUGACAAGCUCGCGUUUGAUUGAUUGACAGCCGGAGUGGCAAAAAGCCAUGAGAUGCGCUAGUUUUGUUUGAGGGGCUAUUUUCAUACUGCUUUGGAAAAGAAGGUUUUGCUCGAUCCUUGUCGCUGUCCACGGGAAAGAAAGCGAAGGGGACCUAUUCGCUGAACGCGUCUGGCUGAACUUGUGGUGAAGGACUGGCUUCAUCGCUCGCUUGAAAGAGGCAGUUGGAUUUUUUGGGAAAACAUAUCCCACGUUUGGAAUUUGCGUGCUAAUUUCCUAUUCACCCUGGCCUCAUAGGGGAUAUAUUUUUGAUAAAAGGAAGCCGAGGGAGUGUGGAGGGCGAUGGCGCAGAGGUACGAAGAUAUAACCCACUAUGGGAUGGACGGAGUAGGAAUCCCGAGCACGAUGUACGGGGACCCGCACGCCGCCAGAUCCAUGCAGGCUGUUCACCUGAACCACGGGCCCCAGCUCCACUCCCACCAGUACCCGCACACAGCCCACGCCAACGCCAUGCCGCCCAGCAUGGGCUCAUCCGUCAAUGACGCUCUAAAAAGAGAUAAAGACUCCAUUUACGGGCACCCUCUGUUCCCACUUCUAGCACUAAUUUUUGAGAAAUGUGAAUUAGCCACUUGCACACCUCGAGAGCCCGGUGUGGCUGGGGGCGAUGUGUGUUCGUCAGAGUCUUUCAAUGAGGAUAUAGCAGUGUUUGCAAAACAGAUUCGAGCAGAAAAGCCGCUAUUUUCAUCAAAUCCGGAGCUGGAUAAUUUGAUGAUACAAGCCAUUCAAGUUUUACGGUUUCAUCUUUUGGAGCUCGAAAAGGUACAUGAACUUUGUGACAAUUUCUGUCAUCGGUACAUCAGCUGUUUGAAGGGAAAGAUGCCCAUCGACUUGGUUAUAGACGACAGAGAAGGAGGAUCAAAAUCAGACAGUGAAGAAAUUACAAGAUCAUCGGGGCCCCUUGAUCAGACUUCAUGGAACAGAGACCAUGACGAUACAGCAUCUACACGCUCCGGAGGAACACCAGGACCAUCCAGCGGAGGACACACAUCACACAGCGGUGACAACAGCAGCGAACAAGGUGAUGGACUGGACAACAGUGUGGCGUCACCCAGCACAGGAGAUGAUGACGACCCCGACAAGGAGAAGAAGAGGAAUAAAAAACGUGGUAUCUUCCCUAAAGUGGCGACCAACAUCAUGAGGGCCUGGCUCUUCCAACACUUGACGCACCCAUACCCUUCAGAAGAACAGAAAAAGCAACUGGCACAAGACACCGGGCUGACUAUACUACAAGUGAACAACUGGUUCAUUAACGCAAGAAGAAGAAUAGUGCAGCCCAUGAUCGACCAGUCCAACCGAGCAGUAAGUCAAGGAGCUCCCUACAACCCAGAUGGUCAACCCAUGGGAGGCUUCGUGAUGGACGGCCAGCAGCACAUGGGAAUCAGACCACCUGGGCCUAUGAGUGGGAUGGGCAUGAAUAUGGGCAUGGAGGGACAGUGGCACUACAUGUAACCUUCUAGUUAACCAAUCGCAAAGCAAUGGGGGAAGACUGCAAGGCAUGCCAGGGGAUUACCUGUCACACAGUGGCCCGGUGGGUAUGGCUAUGGGGCAACCAGGCUACGGCGCCUCCCAGAUGCCCCACCACCCUGCUCAGUUGCGGCACGGCCCUCCCAUGCGUUCCUACAUCCCUGGACACCCCCACCACCCAGCGAUGUUAAUGCACGGAGGACCACCUCACCCUGCCAUGCCCAUGUCAGCCUCUAGCCCCCCUAUGUUCAAUCCAGGAGACCCUACCAUGGGAGGACAAUUCAUGGACAUCCAUGCCCAGUAAUUUACUAAAACGGAUUCUGUAAAUGACUGCAACGGAUAGACGAGGAGCUGCGAUUGGUUUUUCUGGGGCUUGCCAAGAACCGAUUACAUACUGACUUGUUACCGAGACUGAGGAGCUUGCAUCUUGGCUAUAGAUUCGGACCAAGAAAAAAAAGCCAGAUAUCUGUAUACUAUGGGACACUUUAAAAGGAGGUGCCCUUUGCUUAGACACAAAAAGAGAGCGAGAGAGAAAGAAAGAUUGAAUUUAUUACUAUAUCAGCCUCUAAAGGGGAGGGAUGAGGACAUACUGUAUACUGUUGUAAAAUUGCAUUGGACUUUCAUAAGAACUGGGAAAAAAGUAUUGUAAAUGCUAUCGUAUUGUUCUGCAUAUUAUGUUGUUUCUAAUAGAUUGUUUUUAAAAAGGAUGUGAACUUUUUU